Messenger RNA from Bactrocera latifrons, 1171 nucleotides. It is a transcript of the gene IPIP, whose product is annotated as sesquipedalian-1. The record is from RefSeq and is a predicted model, not a curated record. Gene Ontology annotation, biological process: receptor recycling; retrograde transport, endosome to Golgi; endosome organization. Lineage: Eukaryota; Metazoa; Arthropoda; Insecta; Diptera; Tephritidae. Gene Ontology annotation, cellular component: recycling endosome; trans-Golgi network; early endosome. The transcript has 4 exons. Bases 98 to 907 code for a protein of 269 amino acids.
UUUUAUAUAUACAUAUUUAAUAUAUGUAUGUAUAUUAUAUUAUUAUAUUAAGACUAUAUUAUUAUAUUAAGAACGGAGCUUAUGGUGUUUUAAUAGGAUGAAAAUAAACGAGAAAAAUUUGUGUGUUUUUGCUACUUCUCCUCCCUUUGAUUGCGAAGGUUUUUUGAAUAAGCGAGGUGAAAUAAAUAAGGCUUUCCAAAGGCGAUAUUUUGUACUGAAGGGAAAUUUAUUAUUUUAUUUUGAGAAAAAAGGAGAUAAAGAACCAUUAGGACUCAUAAUUGUAGAAGGUUGUACAAUAGAAUUAUCCGAAGAAAGCGAUCAGUACUGCUUCGAAAUAGCUUUCAAUGGGAACCGAACUUAUAUCUUAAGUGCAGAUUCGCAGGAAAUUAUGGAAAAUUGGAUGAAAGCGUUGACGUGUGCUGGUUAUGAGUACAAAAAAUUGGUUGUGGCGGAACUACAGCGACAAUUAGAGGAAAUUGAAUUUUCUCGUAAUAAAAUUAAUACCGAGACCACUUCCGCAACAAAUGUACCAAGACCACCACCACGAAGGUACAACCCAUUCAAUCGACCAGCACCUCCCCUGCCAGGAUUUAGCAGUAAUAAUAAUGUCUCCUCAGAACCAUUUAUUAAUGGACAAAUGGUUUCCCCAAAACAGUGUGCACAGACUUCAUCAGAAUCAAUUAUUGGGAACAGCCCAAUACAUUCACAAAGGAAUAACAAGAAUGACUUUAAUAAUACAGUAACCUCAGCAGUAUUUGAAUCAUGUUUCCCAAUAGCGAAUGUUUUGCGAAAUAAGAAUUAUACAUUUGACCAAUUACAUGAACAUUUGCGUCAAGUAGUAAUGAAAGACGUGCUCAUAUACAGAACGGAACAAUUACUCAAGUCGCAGCCACUUAUUCAAUUGUGAUUUUUUCUAAUAUUCAACAUAUUAUGUUUAAGAAAAGUGAUGUGCCUUAAAAUUAAGACACAUAUUUGCUACAGAUUUAGUGUAUCUAAUAUAAUCUAAUAUUUAUUUUAAUUUUCGUAAUUGCCGAAAACUAACUAUAUAUUCGCUAAUUUUUUGAGGUAGUAUUACUAUAAAAAUAAUUGCAAUUAUGUAUGUAGAUCCAAAAAUAAUUUGACAUUUAUUAAAAAUCAACUACUAACUUGCUGUGUGGUAGACAAAAUGCAA